Molecule: messenger RNA, 2183 nt
Organism: Leptinotarsa decemlineata (Colorado potato beetle)
Lineage: Eukaryota; Metazoa; Arthropoda; Insecta; Coleoptera; Chrysomelidae
Product: SET and MYND domain-containing protein DDB_G0284059-like
Source: RefSeq, a predicted model, not a curated record
GCCCCAUUUCCGUCCUUGAAUAAUGUUCAAAAUGUAAUGCGCGCGAUAGUGCGCACUUAUGAGUUAGCGAGAGGGAAAGAUAAAUAGUAAAUUCCCGGGAACUCUAUUGUUUGUUUGAAGUAGGAAGUUGAGCAGUGAAGAUGGCAGAGGCAGGAACUUCCAGGCAGCAACUUCCAGUUGCAAAGGAAGAAGUAAGUUUAAGAAAAAUUUAUGAAAAGAAGAUGAAGCGGCCUUUACCUAUAAAACCUCUUGAGGGAAAGGAUUUGAUGAUAUCAGUGGUUGAGAAGCACAUGGGAAAUGAAUGUUUCAAGAAAAAGGAAUACAGAAGAGCUCUCGAGCAUUACAAUAGAGGAAUGCGGUACUGUCCCCAAAAUAACGACAAAGCUUUAGAAAUUUUCUGCAUGCUCAUAGGAAAUAGAACAACGAUCAACAUGGAGCUUGAAAGAUAUGACAGAGUUUUACAAGAUAUAAUGUAUCUUGAGGAAAUCGGACAAUAUCCAAUUUUAUAUAAAUAUAGAAUAUUAUGGAGAAAAGCAAAGUGCUAUGAAGCUCGUGGAGAAUUCAAAACGGCCGACAUAUAUUAUGAUGAAGCCCUCAAAUUAUUAACUGAGAAUAGCAAUUUAACGGGAGAAGAACUCCAUAAUAAAAUCCAAGCUCUCAAAUAUUGCAAGAGAAAUAAAAAAGAAAAAGCUACAGCUUCGACAUCAAAGUCAGGAAUGUUUUCAGAUAUUGAUGAGUUUAAGGGAAGUGAACAGUAUCCUGCCGCCAGUCCAUUGAUUGAUAUAAAAUUUGAUGAUCAUUUAGGAAGACAUGCAGUCGCUAAACAGGAUAUUUCAGUGGGAACCCUUAUCGUUAAAGAAGAUCCCUAUGUAGCUUUGAUAGACAAGGAUCGCAGUUUGACUCAUUGCCAAGUUUGUUUUGUAUAUGCUGGUGAAUGUAUCGUCCCUUGUUCAACAUGCACAAACGUUGUCUUCUGUAGCAAUGAUUGUAAGAAACGAGGAGAUACAUCAUUCCAUAAAAUUGAAUGUCUAGUUUAUCCAACCCUCAUCAGCAGUUUAGAUAAGUUAAUGUCCUUAAGAAUUCUCACUCAGAGAGGAUUCGAAUUUUUUGAUGAGCAAAAAGAUAAACUGUUGAAUAACUUGGAAUCGCAUUACCGAGGUUUAACUAAAAAAGAAGUUUAUCUUUCUGACGAUUAUGAUAAUAUGAUAUUUUUAUAUAGAAAUGUUGAUCAACAGUCACGAGAUCACAUAUAUCUCAAUAAAGCAGUAUACUUGCUACGUAUCUUGAAAAAAACAGACUUUUUCCCUUUCGGAACAAAUGACAAAGUUCUGCGUGAUGAAGAGGUCUUCAUUGGACGACUAAUUCUGAGACAUUGUCAGUUGAUGACUUGUAACGUACAUGAUAUAAAUCAACUGAGAUGUUCUGAUUACAACUUUGCCCGCACAAGUGCCGAAGAGAGGACACAGCGAAUGGAUUCCAUUGGAAUUGGGCUUUUUCCUACUCUCGCACUAUUCAAUCAUGCAUGUGAACCAAGUAUCAUACGGUACAAUGAUAAAGCAAGAAUGUUAGUGAGAACCAUAAAACCAAUAAAGGCCGGAGAGAUGAUUUAUGAUAAUUAUGGCGUGAACUACUUAUUCAUGAAACUGCAAGCAAGGCAGCAAACUCUGCUGACAAACUUUUUUUUUAAAUGUGCUUGCAAACCGUGCGUAGAGAAAUGGCCUACGGCUUCAACUUUGGAAAGUAUUGUAAGGGUUCCCUGCAAAACUGUCCACUGUGAUUUCGUAUUUUCUGUAACACGUAAUAGAAGACAGCAAUUUUGCUUGCUAUGCUACAGAGAACUUCAAAAUUCUGAUAUUAAGGAAAUCACUAAGGCCAUCGAACUUCGUUAUAAAAAUGGAGACAAAAUGUUGCAAAAAGAAAGAUUCGAUGAUGCUUUGAAAGCUUAUAACAGUGUGUUAGACAUCAAGUAUGCAUACACUACACGCCCAGAUCUAGACAUAGUAAAGGUUCAAGAACGAAUGGAGCAUAUUUAUGCUAGGAAUGGAAACGUUGCCCAUUCCAAUAAAUAAUAAUUUCUAUUAUGAUCCUAACAUGCUUACUUUUUCAGGUUGAUUUGUUACUUAUGUUCAAAGUUUUUUCAUAUCAAUAAUGUUUCACGUUUAUAAAUCUUUUCCAUGCUUACU